AUAUAAGGUACGAGAUACUUAUGACUGUCAGUGCAUUGCCAAUAGUCAAACAGAGGAACUUGUCAACGAAAACAUUUCAUUUUGUAACAAAAAUGUCGAAUUUAAUUGCGGUAAUUGUGCUGGUAGCAAUUGUAUCAGCAGCAGCUGAUCCACUGCUACUCAGUGCAUCGUACGUGUCACCAUACUUGUCGACUCCUCUAACUUCGGCUGCUUACGUAGCCCCCUCGGCAGCUGUUAUCGCAGCCCCGGCGGCCGUAUCCGCUGCCGUUCCGGCUGCCGUCCCUGCAGCCGUGCCUGCCGCAGUUCCAGCGGCCUACCCCUACUCUAGUGUAUCAGCGUAUUCCUACGGUUCAUCAUAUAGCGUCCAAGAUUACGCGCCAACUCUAGUCAACUCCGCCGCACCACUGGCGUACAGCCUUCCUUAUGCAUACGCUGCUGACUAUUUCUACCGCCGAUAAUCGUAUACAAUUUCGUGUUGUGUUCAUAUCAAAUAAUGGAUACAUAUCUCUUAAUAUGCCUUAUUGUGUUGAUAAUGUAACUGUAAUAUUUAUUGGACGAAAUAAAUAAAAAUAUUUUUUCCAAAAUAAUUUUGUCAUUUAAAAUUCUGUCAGUGAAACGGUCAGUAAGUCCAAAGACCAAUCUAAGUC
Messenger RNA from Galleria mellonella (greater wax moth), 647 nucleotides. RefSeq names its product cuticle protein 38-like. Lineage: Eukaryota; Metazoa; Arthropoda; Insecta; Lepidoptera; Pyralidae. The record is from RefSeq and is a predicted model, not a curated record. The coding region runs from base 21 to 458 and encodes 145 amino acids. The transcript is spliced from 2 exons.